CUGUAGACAAGAUUGAGAAGUGUGUGCUGUUCCUGGUUCCUGAUGUUCCUAGCUGUGGAACUGGGGCACAGGUGUCAUAUGUAACCACAGUGCCUCUAUUUUCCCAUGGAAGGAAGCAUCUAUAUUGCCUGCCUCACAGGGUGGGGCUACGCAUGAUGUGGGUGUUAGGUCCAUGAAAUGUAAGGAGCCACAGCUCUGACUAUCUGUGGGUAUCUAUAAUGAGGUCUCACUCAGGGAAAGAGAAGUGGACAGGAUUUAGAAUUUUGCUACUUGGCCCUCCAGGCGAUCUGAGAGUUUUAGGGCUCCCAGGAAGACAGAAAAGGUGGCUUUAAGGGAGAUAUUGUUUCUCUACUAGGAAGACCCCCACCCCCAGCCAGCUGCCAUCCAUGGCAAAAUUCCCAACCCUUUCUUGGAAAAUCUUUUCCUUGGCUACAAAUUGUUUCUUUUGCUCUUAUUUCCAAAUUCUUGGAAUCAUGGAACAUGAUUAUUAGAGCCCCUCAGCAAAAGACAGAUAACUUCUGCCUAAAUACACGGAGGCUGGGCAUCACGGGCUUGUGAAGGGUUAAGGGAGCCACACCCUCAUCAGAAACAGCCCUGGACUUUGUGCUGAGCAGCCUUCUCUCUGGCCUCUUCUGGCCUGAGCGGCACCAGGAGACUGAAGGAGGCAGCACAGAGGAAGGACGGACGGGGGACACCUGGCUUCCCUGACACCAUGGACAGCUCCUGCUAACUAAGACACCUCUUCACACUUCCCAUCUGUGGCUGGCUCAUCCCCUUCCGUCAGACUGGGACUCCACACCCCCAUUCUCCAAGGAGCAUCAAAUUAUAUCCUUGUUCCGGUGUUAGGAUCUCAACCCUCUUGACAUGUCUCUCCUGGAAGGCCAAGUGGGGGUGGAGGACCUUGUCCUCCUGGAACCCCUGGAUGAGGAUUCUCUGAUCAAGAACCUCCGGCUCCGUUAUGAAGAAAAGGAGAUUUAUACCUACAUUGGGAGUGUGGUGAUCUCAGUGAAUCCCUACCAGUCGCUUCCCAUUUAUGGCCCAGAGUUCAUUGCCAAAUACCGGGACUACACUUUCUAUGAGCUGAAACCCCACAUCUAUGCUUUGGCCAAUAUGGCCUACCAGUCACUGAAGGACCGGGACCUGGACCAGUGUAUCCUCAUCACAGGCGAGAGUGGAGCUGGGAAGACAGAGGCGAGUAAGCUGGUUAUGUCCUACGUGGCUGCCGUCUGUGGAAAAGGAGAUGAGGUGAACGUUGUGAAGGAGCAGCUACUGCAGUCAAACCCAGUGCUGGAGGCAUUUGGCAAUGCCAAGACCAUCCGCAAUGACAACUCCUCUCGAUUUGGAAAAUACAUGGAUAUUGAGUUUGACUUCAAAGGAUCCCCCCUUGGCGGUGUCAUCACCAACUAUCUGCUGGAGAAAUCCCGAGUAGUGAAGCAGCUCAAAGGAGAAAGGAACUUCCACAUCUUCUACCAGCUGCUGGCUGGAGCAGACCCACAGUUGCUAAAGGCCCUGAAGCUUGAGCAGGAUGCAAGUAGCUAUACCUAUCUGAACGGGGCAGUGUCCCAAGUGAAUGGCAUGGAUGAUGCCUCCAACUUCAGGGCUUUACAGCACCUUCCCUUCCGUCCUCCCUCUCCAGCCCGGUCAAGCUGCAGCUCUCUUUGCCCCUGCUCUGAUCCUGUCCACCUGCUGUGCUCAGGGGGCUUCCUCUUAUUUGUCCUCCCUCUCCUCCAGGUGGGCACUGAGGAGAAGAGGAAGGUUAUGGGGGUUCUGGAUAUCUACGGAUUUGAGAUUCUGGAGGAUAACAGUUUUGAGCAGUUCGUGAUCAACUACUGCAACGAGAAGCUGCAGCAGGUGUUCAUAGAGCUGACCUUGAAGGAGGAACAAGAGGAGUACAAGAGAGAGGGCAUACCGUGGACCAAGGUGGACUACUUUGACAACGGCAUCAUCUGUAACCUCAUUGAGCAUAGUCAGCGAGGCAUCCUGGCCAUGCUGGAUGAGGAGUGCCUGAGGCCUGGGGUGGUCAGCGACUCCACUUUCCUGGCAAAGCUGAACCAGCUCUUCUCGAAGCACAGUCACUAUGAGAGCAAAGUCACCCAGAAUGCCCAGCGCCAGUACGACCAUUCCAUGGGGCUCAGCUGCUUUCGCAUCUCCCACUAUGCGGGCAAGGUGACUUACAACGUGAAUGGCUUCAUCGACAAGAAUAACGACCUGCUCUUCCGAGACCUAUCCCAGACCAUGUGGAAGGCCCGGCAUCCUCUCCUUCGGUCCUUGUUCCCAGAGGGUAAUCCCAAGGAAGCGUCUCUCAAACGUCCCCCGACUGCUGGGUCACAGUUUAAGAAUUCGGUGGCCGUACUCAUGAAGAACCUGUACUCUAAGAACCCCAACUAUAUCAGGUGCAUAAAGCCCAACGACCUGCAACAGUACGGCAGGUUUUCCCCAGAGCUGGUUGUGGUCCAGGCUCGAUACCUGGGGCUGCUGGAGAAUGUUCGGGUGCGUAGGGCUGGCUAUGCCCACCGCCAACUCUACAGGCCUUUCUUCGAAAGGUACCGACUGCUGAGCAGGAGCACCUGGCCUCACUGGAACGGGGGAGACCGGGAAGGUGUGGAGAAGGUCCUGGAGUCUGUGGCUGUGUCCUCAGAGGAGCUGGCCUAUGGGAAGACAAAGAUCUUUAUCAGAAGUCCCAAGACUCUUUUCUACUUGGAGGAACAAAGGCGUCUGAAGAUCCAGCAGCUGGCCACGCUCAUCCAGAAGGUAUACCGGGGCUGGCGCUGCCGGACGCACUACCAGCAGAUGCGCAAAAGUCAGAUCCUCAUCUCCGCUUGGUUCCGGGGCAACAAGCAAAGGAAGCAUUACGGGAAGAUAAAGGCCUCAACACUGUUGAUCCAGGCUUUCGUGAGAGGGUGGAAGGCCCGCAAGAAUUAUCGAAAAUACUUCCGGUCAGGCGCUGCCCGCACCUUGUCCAACUUUAUCUAUAAGAGCAUGGCACUGAAAUUUCUCUUGGCUCUGAAGAAGAAUUUGCCAUCCACCAAAGUCUUGGACGACACAUGGCCCCCUGCCCCUUAUAGGUACUUCAACAGGGCCAAUCAGGAGCUGAAGCGCAUCUUCCACCAGUGGAAGUGCAAGAAGUUCCGAGAUCAGCUGUCACCGAAGCAGGUGCAGAUGCUGAGGGAAAAGCUCUGUGCCAGCGAACUGUUCAAGAGCAAGAAGGCUUCCUACCCUCAGAGUGUCCCGAUUCCAUACCGUGGUGAUUACGUUGGGCUGCAGGGGAACCCCAAGCUGCAGAAACUGAAGGGUAAGGAGGAAGGGCCUGUUCUGAUGGCGGACACUGUGAAGAAGGUCAACCGUGGCAAUGGCAAGACAUCUGCCCGGAUUCUCCUCCUCACCAAGGGGCAUGUGAUUCUCACAGAUGCCAAGAAGUCCCAGGCCCAAAUUGUCAUUGGGCUGGAGAAUGUGACUGGGGUGUCAGUCACCAGCUUCCGGGAUGGGCUCUUCAGUUUGCACCUGAGUGAGAUGUCAUCGGCAGACUCCAAGGGGGACAUCCUCUUGGUCAGUGACCAUGUGGUUGAACUGCUGGCAAAAAUGUACCAAGCUGUGCUGGAUGCCACGCAGAGGCAACUCUCUGUCACCGUGACUGAGAAGUUCUCAGUGAGGUUCAAGGACAGCAGUGUGGCUGUCAAGGUUAUCCAGGGUCCUGAGGGGGCUGGGAACAGCAAGCUGACUUUCAAGAAGAAGGGAAGUCAUGCCAUGGAGGUGACUGUGAGGUGAUUACGUUGGAGCCUCCUGGAGACACAGCUUUUUCCUCUGGACCAAAACUUUGGCCUAGCUCUUCUGAUCGUGAGAAGGGGCUUAGAGUUGAAGAACCCUUGAAAACGACCUUUCUGUUCCUAGACCUUUCCAGAAUCCUUUCCCAAACAUAGCAUCCUCCCAGCGUCAGUCCGUACGCCCACUAAUAAAUCACGCGCUUCAGAAAGGUC
Messenger RNA from Alexandromys fortis (reed vole), 3974 nucleotides. It is a transcript of the gene Myo1a, whose product is annotated as myosin IA. The transcript is spliced from 25 exons. The coding region runs from base 865 to 3765 and encodes 966 amino acids. Gene Ontology annotation, cellular component: cytoplasm; brush border; actin cytoskeleton. Lineage: Eukaryota; Metazoa; Chordata; Mammalia; Rodentia; Cricetidae. Gene Ontology annotation, molecular function: actin filament binding; microfilament motor activity; ATP binding. Gene Ontology annotation, biological process: actin filament organization; sensory perception of sound; vesicle transport along actin filament. The record is from RefSeq and is a predicted model, not a curated record.